GAAAAGUUUCCGCAAGUUCGUCACUUCCGCUCCUCGGGCCGUCCAAUAGUACCAAAGACCCGGCGACCCCGGAAUUUACGUGAGCUCCGAGUGGCCUCUUUCCGGUUCCGGAGCGGAGGAUCCCUGGUGGAAACAUGAAGCUGCUCACCCACAAUCUACUGAGCUCACAUGUGCGGGGGGUGGGGCCUCGUGGCUUCCCCCUGCGCCUCCAGGCCACCGAAGUCCGAAUCAAUCCCGUGGAGUUCAACCCAGACUUCGUGGCGCGGAUGAUACCCAAGGUGGAGUGGGCGGCGCUUCUGGAGGCGGCUGACACCUUGCACCUGGUGGAGGUGCCAAAAGAGCCUACUGAGGGCUACGUGAACGACGAGACAUUUCUGAGAAAGAUGCAUCACGUGUUGCUGGAGGUGGACGUGCUGGAGGGCACCCUGCAAUGCCCGGAGUCAGGACGUGUGUUCCCCAUCAGCCGCGGGAUCCCCAACAUGCUGCUGAAUGAUGAGGAAACCGAGACUUAACCGUGUCCAGCACCAGUUUUACGUUUGUGACCGUGUGUAUUUUUGUUAACAUAUUCUUUUUGUUAGUUCUACAGUGUGUAGUCCCAGCCCUUGACCCAAUGAUACACUGACCACAGUGGUUUUGAGCUCCAUAGUAUAUCUUUUUUUUUUUUUCUCAUUAAAGGUUCAAAACCAAAA
This is a messenger RNA of Ictidomys tridecemlineatus (thirteen-lined ground squirrel), 689 nucleotides long. RefSeq names its product tRNA methyltransferase activator subunit 11-2 (gene Trmt112). NCBI's taxonomy places the organism in Eukaryota, Metazoa, Chordata, Mammalia, Rodentia, Sciuridae. Gene Ontology annotation, molecular function: protein heterodimerization activity. Gene Ontology annotation, biological process: peptidyl-glutamine methylation; tRNA methylation; rRNA (guanine-N7)-methylation. The record is from RefSeq and is a predicted model, not a curated record.